GGAAAGCGAAAGUAGAAUGGUUCGGGGAAACCAGUUGCAAUCAGUUGUGUAACAGAUACAAAGCUGGGUCGUCUCGACGCAGAGGUCUGUCACCAAAGAAGCGCCUGUGCCAUCGCAUUACUUGUACAAGCAAUGACGUCACACCCACCUGGUCCGGAUCCUCUUCUGAGUGGAAUGAAGCGUGGACAGACUAUUCCACAGUUCAUGACAGAAUGGGGUUCAAUUGACACCAAGAAGUGUGACGAGAUGAUUGAGCGAGUGAUUCGGUUUCUGAAGCAGAACGUACCUAUCAGAGUGGCAAAGGUCGUCAAGGGAGGACCCAUGUGCAAGGAUACAUUUGCAUCCACUCCGGGACAUGUGGAUCUGUUCUUGUUCAUCAAUGAUCUGAGUUCCAUGCAGGACAUGAAAUCAAAAACUAGACGCAUCGUUAAAAGUAUAAGAGCAAAGCUGGAUUCUUCUGAAUUUGUUCCGCGAUAUGGGGUCAUUCAGUUCAUUGAAUAUACACCUCAGUCGAUGAAGUUGCACCUGAGGUGUCAUGAUCUGGACCAACAACACACCAUUGAGGUAUUCCCUGCAUACGACAUCUUGAAAUACAAGAACGUGCACGACGUGUACAUUGACAUGAGCGGCCUCCCCGAUGCCGACAAAGACUUCUAUGCGGUGUGUCUGGCAGAGAUACAGAUAGACUACAUCAGACAGGCGCCGAGCAAAGUACACACUCUCAUUAGAAUCCUCAAGUAUUGGCUGAAGGAGGAAGUAAAAACGGAAGACUGGUACUAUUUCCUAGAGGUCAUGGCGAUGCACAGAUGGCAGCGAGCAGGAAAGCCACAUGACUUCGACAUAUCAGACUGGUUUGAAGAAAUUAUGACCCAGCUGGCCGACCUUACAUCUCUAAGCAUUAUAUGGGAAGACAAAUAUACCGCAAGCAACUAUAGGACCGUGCCAUCUAAACCAGUUGUUUUGGACCCUGCAAACCCUCACAAGAAUGUCGUCCCCGAUCAACGUUGCUGUGAGAAGAUAAUGAAAUGUGCCAGAGCAGUGGUGACUCGGAGCCAAGCCCUUAAGGACUACAUAGGUGGUGGCCCUGCCCCAAUCAUUGAAGGAAUGGCGAGGGGCGAGACACUGCAACACUUUAUCCAGCACACUAUACAACCCAGCAGUGACGACCGCCGGGAGUGCGACCAUCUUGUGGAACGUGUCACCAACUUCCUGCAGCAUAAAACAAACUUCGGGGUCUCAAUGGUGGUUAAGGGUGGGUCACUCGGAAAGAGCACAAAUGUUCUAGGGAAGUCUGACGUCGAUAUGGUCGUUUUCAUCAACGAUGUCAGUUCAGUUCAACAUCUCCAAGACAGCAUGAAGUACAUACUUGACACUCUGAAGGAGACGCUUGAUACUCAGUGGAGCCAAUUUGCUGGCUCUCUGAAGUACAUCCGGGAUACAUCUCAUGGUAUUCAGUACCAACUGGGCUGUGGUAAAUCCAGCCAUGUCCACGAUGUUGACAUUCUACCAGCCUUCAACAUCCUUGAAGCUAAGCAGCCUCGUAAUGCCUUUGAGGAGAUGAAAUCUAAGACUCCGAAGGAAAGGGCCUACUAUUCAGUAUGCUUUGCUCAGAAACAGGUGGCAUUUGUGAAGGAGGUUCCUAUCAAAGUGAAGAAUUUCAUAAGACUGCUGAAAUAUUGGGCAAAGGUUGAGAUCAACAGAGAACAGAAAGCCGUCACGUCUUACUUUCUGGAACUAGUCGCCAUCUCCUUUUGGAAAAAUCGGAGAUCCCCGGAUGAUUUUAACACCAACGAUUGGUUCAAAGAGAUAAUGACCCAGCUGGCCGACCUGACGUCACUGCGGAUACUAUGGCCAGACAAAUACACAGUGUCUUUGUACUAUAACGUUCACGAGGUCUUUCCAAAGAAUCCGGUCGUACUGGAUCCAGCAAACCCUUACAUCAAUGUAGCACCUCUGGAGAAGCACCACUCCCUGGUGAUGACGUGUGCCCAGAACGUGUUGUACAGGAUGCAGGCGUGGAAGAACUACAGAACAGGACGCUACGCUGACAGUUAAAGGACAUAUGGACCACUGCAUAUGGACUAGUGCAGUGUAUGGAUACAUUGAAUAUAAUGUGAGGAAAGCCAUCUGGCAGUUUCAGUGUUGACUGCUUAGCAUAUCAAUUUCUAAUAAAACCCUGUAGAUUUAGAUCAAAAUUCAUCAAAGGUAGGGCUGGGACGAUGCACUAUGUCACGAUGCGAUACAUAUCGCGAUAUUUUACCUGCGAUACGAUACGUAUCACGGUACAUACACCUUGAAAGAAUGA
Messenger RNA from Haliotis rubra (blacklip abalone), 2305 nucleotides. RefSeq names its product 2'-5'-oligoadenylate synthase 2-like. Gene Ontology annotation, cellular component: nucleoplasm; membrane; cytosol. Gene Ontology annotation, biological process: regulation of ribonuclease activity. Gene Ontology annotation, molecular function: double-stranded RNA binding; 2'-5'-oligoadenylate synthetase activity. The record is from RefSeq and is a predicted model, not a curated record. NCBI's taxonomy places the organism in Eukaryota, Metazoa, Mollusca, Gastropoda, Lepetellida, Haliotidae. The transcript is spliced from 11 exons. Bases 133 to 2055 code for a protein of 640 amino acids.